AUGUCGUGCCUUUCCCCAGAUGCCACCACAACCAUAACCUCCCGCCCCAAACUCACCCUCCAAACCACGGCCCUCCCACGCACCUUCGGGAGUUCAACAACAGGCCUCUCGUUCUCCUUCGCAGCUGCGCCAGCCGCCUCUCCCACAGUCCGCAACACCUUCAAAAAUGCCUACGAAGUCCCCUCCCCAUCCUCAGCGACCACGUCACCCUCCAAAUCCGCCCGCUUCCACUCCAAGCCCACAUCACCAUACAUCCACACCAACACCCUCUCCCGCCCAUACCAACAACCCCUCGGCGUGCGCAGCAUCCUCCGCAACUCUCCCCUCGAACCCCGCCGCUCCGGCUCCAUCUCAGCCGGCACCAGCGCCCGCCGGGUCUUUUUCCCCGCCAAGAAACAAGUCAGCUACAAAUACCCUCUGGAAGAAGAAAUCCACACAGAGCGCUACACAGCGCAGCACCUUGAUCUCGUGAGCGAGGCAGUGCCCAAGGCAGAGCCCGCACCCGGUGGACCCCACCGGUCCAGCCCGGACCAAACCAAAGACAAAGAAGACUCCGACUCCGCCCCCGAGGCAUCGGACGAUACUGAAACCAGCGAUGAAAAUCAAAAACCCCACUCGCUCACAAAGACUGAACGCAAGAAGCGUCGCACUAUGCAGGUGGAGCGCCAGGUCCGCGCUGUAGCUUUGCUAGAUGGCUUCGAGGCUGAUGGCUCAUCCACGCCGCAGACACCGCGCCAGCCGAGGGCGAAGCGUCGUCGGGAGUGGAAGUGGACGCUUGGUCCGCUGGAGGGCCGGAAUGUCGAGAGCGAGUCCGGGGAGUCGGAAGCGCGGUGA
Penicillium olsonii is the source of this 834-nucleotide messenger RNA. Lineage: Eukaryota; Fungi; Ascomycota; Eurotiomycetes; Eurotiales; Aspergillaceae. The record is from the annotation of a GenBank genome assembly.